Molecule: messenger RNA, 2421 nt
Organism: Aricia agestis (brown argus)
Lineage: Eukaryota; Metazoa; Arthropoda; Insecta; Lepidoptera; Lycaenidae
Gene: singed
Product: protein singed
Exons: 9
Coding region: 250-1788 (512 amino acids)
Biological process (GO): establishment or maintenance of cell polarity; cell migration; actin filament bundle assembly
Cellular component (GO): cytoplasm; actin cytoskeleton
Molecular function (GO): protein-macromolecule adaptor activity; actin filament binding
Source: RefSeq, a predicted model, not a curated record
GCCGCCAUACUCGCUCCGGUCAGUCCGCCGCGAACGCUCGUGCGGGAGACGUAUUCGAUUCGAAAUUCAAAUUGCCAAAUUCACCGGCUCCGACCGAGCAGCUCGAAACCGAUACAAAGUGUAAAGUUAAUGUAAGUUUGUGUGAUCGCGAACGGAUUGUAAUUUUUAUACCUGUGCAACUGUGCAUCUCGCGAUAUACGCGACUGCGUUUCUGUUCUGGAGUGUUCACCGAGGUGAGAAGAGGCAACCAUGAACGGCUUAAACGGUCACAGCAACGGCGACACGAACGGCGCGGGGGACAUCAUCACACAGAACCAGCAGCGCGGCUGGUGGACCAUCGGCCUCAUCAACUCCCGCUACCGGUACCUCACCGCCGAGACCUUCGGCUUCAAGAUCAACGCCAACGGCACCAGCCUCAAGAAGAAACAGAUAUGGACGCUGGAGCCCGCCUCGGGGAACGCGAAUGACAGUAUGAUCUACCUGCGGUCGCACCUGGACAAGUACCUGGCGGUGGACACCUUCGGCAACGUCACUUGCGAGUCCGAGGAAAAGGAGCCCGGCAGCAAGUUCCAGAUCAGCGUGUCCGACGACGGCAGCGGGCGGUGGGCGCUGCGCAACGUGGAGCGCGGCUACUUCCUGGGCUCCAGCUCCGACAAGCUCACCUGCACCGCCAAGGUGCCCGGAGACGCCGAGCUGUGGCACGUGCAUCUGGCUGCUCGCCCGCAGGUGAACCUCCGCUCGAUCGGUCGCAAACGUUUCGCGCACCUGUCGGAAUCCCUGGACGAGAUCCACGUGGACGCGAACGUGCCGUGGGGCGAGGACACGCUCUUCACGUUGGAGUUCCGCGCCGACGAGGGCGGCAAAUACGCCCUGCACACAUGCAACAACAAAUACCUCAGCGCUGGUGGCAAGCUUCUGGACACAUGCACCUCGGAAUGCCUGUUCAGCGCGGAGUACCACGCGGGCUCGCUGGCGCUGCGGGACUCGGCCGGCGCGUACCUCGCCCCCAUCGGCUCCAAGGCGGUGCUGAAGACGCGCUCCACCGCCGUCACCCGGGACGAGCUGUUCUCGCUCGAGGACUCCCUCCCCCAGGCCGCCUUCGUCGCCGCCCUCAAUGACAAAUACGUGUCGGUUAAACAAGGCGUGGACGUGACGGCGAACCAGGACGAGAUCUCGUCGCACGAGACGUUCCAGCUGGAGUUCGACUGGGGCACGCGGCGCUGGUACAUCCGCACCAUGCAGGACCGCUACUGGACGCUCGAGACCGGCGGCGGCAUACAGGCCGCGGGCGACAACAGGUCGAGCAACGCACUGUUCGAGCUGGAGUGGUGCGGGUCGGGGGCGGUGGCGUUCCGCGCCAACAACGGCAAGUACCUGCUGACCAAGCGCUCCGGACACCUAUACGCCUCCGCCGACACCGUCGACGACAACUGCAAGUACUACUUCUACCUCAUCAACAGGCCGAUCCUGGUGCUGAAGUGCGAGCAGGGCUUCGUGGGCCCGAAGGGCGUUCGGCUGGAGUGCAACAAGGCCAACUACGAGACCAUCCAGGUGGUGCGCGGGCCGAAGGGCGCCGUGUACUUCAAGGGCUCCAACGGCAAGUACUGGCACGCGGACAGCGAGGGCGUCACCUGCGACAGCGACAGCCCCGAGCCCUUCUACCUGGAGCUGCGCGAGCCCACGCGCCUCGCCAUCCGCCAGGCCGGCUGCUACCUCGCCGCCGCCAAGAACGGCAACUUCCGCCUGGGCUCGGCCGACCUCGCGCACGCCACGCACUGGGAGUACUAGCGCCGCCCCGCCCCCUAGCCCUCCCCCCGGCCCGCCCCCCCGCGGCCCGGUGCAUUUAGUAACGUUAAGGCUAUUUAUCGCCCAGCGCGAAUGUGAUCGUAUCGGAAUAUCGCUUGUCUACUGUAACCGUAGAUUACUCAUCGGUGGAUCCGCCGAGGUACUCGCUUGGAUUUAUCGUGCUUUAUUUAAAACGUUGUAAUAUUUAUUGGCAUGUUAGCGUCUAGUCUGAUCUGCGGAGCGCAGUCCCGGGCGGUGCGCAAUACCGGCCGCGUGCUCUGCGAGCGAGCGUCAUCACUCAUCCCCCUCGGCCCUCACGGCUCGCUCGCUCGUCACUCAUCCUAGUGCAGGACAAUUUUUUAUUUCAUCACUUCGCGUCGUAUACCCUGCACUAACAUUCGCACGAGGUCUGGCUUCUCUACUGUAAGCUAGUUAAGGUAAUUUAAGUCGCUAGGAUUAGGCGGGGCUCCGACGGACGUCCAUUCCAGAUUUUUUAACUUUAGACGAGAUUUUUUAGGAUUUUUUUAUACGAUUUUUGUACGUAUCUGGUGCGGGCGGCGGCCGCGCCGAUCCUACACGGUUGUACGAUAAUGUCUUGUAAACUAUUAAUGAAUAAAUUAUAAUCAUAUUGUAAUA